Molecule: messenger RNA, 1851 nt
Organism: Aquila chrysaetos chrysaetos
Lineage: Eukaryota; Metazoa; Chordata; Aves; Accipitriformes; Accipitridae
Exons: 4
Coding region: 111-1676 (521 amino acids)
Biological process (GO): innate immune response
Molecular function (GO): complement component C1q complex binding
Source: RefSeq, a predicted model, not a curated record
AUGAAAGUCGGCUGGAUCCGGGGCUGGGACAGUCUCAGCCCCCGCUCUCCCCUCCCCAUCCUCAUCACCCUUUUGCCUCUACAACCUGCCAAGAAGAAGGUGCCAUCUGCAUGCCCCAGCCAGGGAGCUCCAUUCGGGACAGGGCUCGGAUGGAGCUAGGGAGAGCUGAGGGCACCGCUCAGCCUGGCAGGGUCCCCCUGAGUGCCAGCACCUGCCACCAACCCAUCACUGACGCCUGGGGUACCCUUUCCCUUGCCCAUACCCCCCCCCCCCAAGCUGCCCCCGCGGCCAGCUCCCACGUGGGCAGGAUGCAGAUCCACCAGCUCCAGAGCUGCCCGACCACACACAAAACAGCAGAAGUGAUUAGGGACAGGCAGGCAGGGGCUCGGCACAAGCCCUUGGGGCCAUGGGACCUGUCCCCGAUGCCCAUCCCCAUGCACACCCGCUGUCCCCAGGGCUCCCUGCCAGCCCGCUGGGUCUGCAGGCUUCCAGGCAGGCAAACCAGCCCCGGGCCCUUCACCAGAUUGCCAAACAGCCCUGCAGGUCAGUGCCCCCAGACACGUGGGGACGAAGAUCACAGGCGAACGUCACCAUUGCGUAGCCACGCUCACCCCAGCACAGACCCUGAGCAGCCGUAUGGCCGUGGCAGGGUGGGUCUGUUGUUCCCCCUCACCACGGAGGUGCCAGCAGCCGGGCUCAGCAGUGCCAUGGGGCAGCUGUGGCUCUGCCUCCUCACCCUCACAGCACUUUUUGACCUUGCUGCCCCGAAAGAAAAAGUGACCGCCCAGAUCCAGGCUCACCCGCCAGCACCGACCCUGUACCACCAGCUGAUGCUCUCCUGCAAGGUCACAGGGGACGCCAGCCCCCAGGAGUUCCUGUGGGAGAAGGAAGGAAGCCACGACCCCCUGCAGAAAGGCCCCGACAGCAUCCUUCUCUUCCCCUCCUUCAACAAGACCCACUUGGGCACCUACGUCUGCACAGCCACUGGCUCACUGGGCACUGCCGUGGCCACCUACAACCUGUGGAUAGAUGAUGCCUUCACCGUGGCAGGAGAAACCACCUCUUUCUCACCUCUCCCAGACCUGCUGUACAACGUGUUCGUGUUUCCCCAAGAGACCAAAGACUCCCACGUGCUGGUGAGGGCGAAGCCAGAGCAGCCGCUGCAGAACUUCACCGUGUGCCUGUGGUCCUACACUGAUCUGACCCGGCCCUACAGCCUCUUCUCCUACGCCACCAAGGCGCAGGACAAUGAGAUCCUCCUCCUCAAGCCCAAGCCUGGUGAGUACCGGCUCUACGUGGGGGGCAAGUUUGUGUCCUUCAGCGUCCCCAAGAGCAUCGCGAUGAGCGAGCACGUCUGCGCCAGCUGGGAGUCCACCACCGGCAUCGUGGGCUUUUGGUUCAACGGGAAGCCCUGGCCCCGCAAGGGGCUGCAGAAGGGCUACACGGUGGGGGUGGAGGCGUCCAUCGUGCUGGGGCAGGAGCAGGACGCCUUCGGGGGUGGCUUUGACGCCCAGCAGUCCUUUGUGGGGGAAAUGUCAGUCGUGUACAUGUGGGACGCGGGCAUCUCCACCUCGGGGGUGAUGGAGGCCAUGAACAACAGACCUGACAAAGCCCCCAUCUUCGGCUGGAGAAACUUCCCCUACCAGAUCGUGGGCGAAGUCUACCUGAAGCCCUGACGCCUGGCGCUGGGCGUGGGGCUGGUGCACUCCUGCGCUCUCGCUCAGGGUGGCUGGCAAGCGCUGGGGGAGCCGUAAUUGCUGUGCGGGCUGUGUCCCGGCUCCCUUCCCUGCUGUGUAACCCCCCGCAAAGCCACCUGGCAUCACAUAAACGAAGAAAUGGUUUUGAAAAGCA